Messenger RNA from Nipponia nippon (crested ibis), 660 nucleotides. The record is from RefSeq and is a predicted model, not a curated record. NCBI's taxonomy places the organism in Eukaryota, Metazoa, Chordata, Aves, Pelecaniformes, Threskiornithidae.
GGCCGGUGUGCCUGCUCCCAGCCCGGCACCAUGAACGUCUUCGACCGAAACAUCAACUUUGACGCCCUCUUCAAGUUUUCCCACAUCUCGGCCUCCACCCAGGAGCACCUGAAGAGGGUCUAUGCCAGCUUCGCCCUCUGCAUGUUCGUGGCGGCCGCGGGGGCCUACAUCAAUGUGGUGACCCACCUCUUCCAGUUCAGCUUCCUGACCGGCCUGGGUGCCCUGGGGCUGAUGAUCUGGCUGACGGCCACCCCGCACAGCCGGGAGACAGAGCAGAAGAGGCUGGGGAUGCUGGCCGGCUUCGCCUUCCUGACGGGCAUCAACCUGGGGCCUCUCCUGGAAAUGUGCAUCUCCAUCAACCCCAGCGCCCUGUCCCCCCGGCGCCGCAGCUUCCUCUACCUGGGAGGUUUCCUGCUCUCCGGCCUCACCCUGAUGCUUCUGUCCUCCGUGGUUAACGCCUUCAUGGGAUCCACUUGGCUCUUCACGGCCAACCUGUACCUGGGGCUGAUGAUCAUGUGCGGCUUCGUGCUCUUCGACACGCAGCUCAUCAUCGAGAAGGCGGAGAGCGGGGACAAGGAUUACAUCUGGCACUGCGUCGAUCUCUUCCUCGACUUCGUCAACAUCUUCCGGGAGCUCCUGAUGAUCCUGGGCAUGACCGAG